AUGAUAUUUUUAUUUAAAACAUCAAAUAAAUAUUUUUAUUUAUUAGGAGUGGGUGGAAGUUGUUUCCUUGGUUUUGUAUUUUUAUAUUUUUUAAAAAAGAGUUAUAAUAAUAAAAAUAAUAAAUUUAUUGAAAGUGACAACAAUAAUAAAAAUAAUUUUGAAAAAGAAGAAAAAGAAAUGUCACAACAAUUAAUUGAAAUUAGAAAAAAGAUAAAUGAUUAUAGUAAACUUAAAUAUCCAACAAAACAAGGAAUUUUAUUUAAAAAGAGUAGAUAUUUAAAAGAAUGGAGAAAUCGAUUUUUUGUAAUUGAAGAAGAUAUUUUAUAUUAUUUUGAUAUUGAAAAAGGUAAUAAUAGUAAUAAACCAAUUGGUACACCAUUAGGUAUUUUCAAUUUAUUAAAUUGUUCAUUCACAUUGAUAACCAAUGAAAAACGUUCACCAUUAGUAUUUAAAAUUCAAGAAGAGAAUGGAACCAAUAAAGAUUAUAAAAAUUGUUUAAUUUCAUGUGAAUCAGCAGAGGAGUUUAAUCAAUGGUUUCAAUUAUUACCUCAAAUUAAACAAACUAUGGAUAGAAAGAAAGAUUUAGUUAUAAAGUUACAAGCAUUGAGUAGAAAGAAACUUCAACAAAAGAAAUAUCAACAAUUGAAAGAAUCAGCAUUAACCAUUCAAAGAUUUUAUCAUCUAUAUGAGGGUGAAAGAAAAUUGGCACGUUUUAUUUUCAAUGUUAUUAAAGUUCAAUCGUAUGCACGUUGUUUCAUUGAUAGAAUGAGAUAUAAAAAAAUCAAAGAGGAGAUAAUGGUAAUUCAAAGCCAUUUUCAAGUGAUUAAAGCAAAGAAUAGAUUGGAAAAAGAAUUUAUGAGAAGAAGAAUAGCUCAAGAGUUAUUAUCAACAGAGAAGUCCUAUGUUUAUAAUUUGAAAUUAAUUAUUGAUAUUUUCAUUAGACCCCUAAUUAAUUUCAAUUCAAUUGAACAACGUGUUUUAUCAGUUUCAGAGAUUUCAGGUGUAUUUGGUAAUUGGGAGAGACUUUAUAAGAUUAAUUCAGAUCUAUUGGUAUUGAUUCAAUGUAAAUUGGAUAAUUGGAGUAUCGAUCAAACCAUUGGUGAUCUAUUCAUUGAGAAUACAGAUUCACUAUUUGAGUAUACUCCAUACGUUACAAACUAUGAUCACUCUAGGAAAUUAUUGGCAAAGUUGACCAGUGGUAAUACAAAUUUUAGAAACUUUUUAGAUGCAGCUCAACGUGAUAAACGUUCAAAGUAUUUGGAUAUCUCAAGUUUCUUAAUUCAACCAAUUCAACGUUUACCACGUUAUGAACUUUUACUUAGAGAUCUUUUAAAGUCAACCUCUACUCUACAUAAAGAUCAUAAAUAUCUUUCAAAAGGUAUAGUUAAAAUUAAAGAGAUAACAAUGUAUGUAAAUGAUCAACAAAAGGAGAGAGAAAAUCUAUCACAAGUAAUUCAAAUUCAAAAAGAGUUAAUUAUGGAUAAUAUAAAAUUAUCCUUCUCUUCUGCAACUCGUUUAAUUAGAGAAGGUGAAAUUAAAGUUUCAAAGAAAAAAACUUGGAAUUAUAUGUAUCUUUUCAAUAGUCAAUUGGUUAUCAUUCAAAAGAAAGAUGAUAAAAAAUUAGUUAAAGAAGUAAUUCAAUUGGAACAAUUAGGUAUUAGAGAUGAUAAUAGCAGUAGUAGUAAUACAAUUACAAAUGAUUCUGGUACUGAUCUUUUAAAUAAUUCUUCAAAUAAUUUAUUAUUAUUAUCAUCAACAAUAUCUUCACCUGAUUUAUCAAGUAGUGGUACUAAUGCCAUAAAUACAAGUUCUCAAGCUUUACCAAUUGGUACCAUUGGUAAUAAAUUCAAAUUAAUAAUUUCUUCAAAAACUGAAAUAUCUUUAUAUUUUGAUACUCCUGAAGAAAAAAAUAAUUGGUUUGCUGAUAUUGCUAUCACUCUUAAUCGUUUAGAAACUCAAAAGAAAAAUUUUGAAAAAUCAAUUAAUCUUCAAACAAUUAAUUAG
This is a messenger RNA of Dictyostelium discoideum AX4, 2004 nucleotides long. RefSeq lists its product as hypothetical. The transcript has a single exon. Lineage: Eukaryota; Evosea; Eumycetozoa; Dictyosteliales; Dictyosteliaceae. Bases 1 to 2004 code for a protein of 667 amino acids. Gene Ontology annotation, molecular function: guanyl-nucleotide exchange factor activity. The record is from RefSeq and is a predicted model, not a curated record.